Cynoglossus semilaevis (tongue sole) is the source of this 7075-nucleotide messenger RNA. RefSeq names its product interleukin-1 beta-like. Lineage: Eukaryota; Metazoa; Chordata; Actinopteri; Pleuronectiformes; Cynoglossidae. Gene Ontology annotation, biological process: cytokine-mediated signaling pathway; inflammatory response; immune response. The transcript is spliced from 6 exons. Bases 228 to 1031 code for a protein of 267 amino acids. Gene Ontology annotation, molecular function: cytokine activity. The record is from RefSeq and is a predicted model, not a curated record.
UUAUUUUCUGGGGGGUCGGAGGGAGCGUUGAGGAGGGGGCACUUGGGUGCAUGUCUAUGAAGAUUCUCAGUUGUCUAACGGAACUCUUCAACCGUGGCACUUAUGAGGUAAUGGGAGGGGCAAAUAAAGUCUAGGUGUGGCGAUGGUAGCCCGGGACAGUCCACUGUGUGUCAUUCAGGCUGCAGUGAUAAAACACCGACCGCUGAGACGAGCCACACAUCAGGACAAUGGAGGACUUCAAACUGUCGGACGCCCUCCCCAGCACAAGUGGAUGGAACGAUGAUGACAUGGGAUGUGACUCCCAUGGCUCUAACAUGGAGAUGGUUCCUCAUGUCACCAAACUUGAUGAAGAGCUUAAGCUGGUGGUUUACCAAAACCCACCCACACUGAGGGGUGUUGCAACAUUGCUGCUGGUGACUAACAAACUGAGGAAGUGUCUGACAGACCAAAGCAAGCAGCUCACAGAGAGUGACCUCUGCAGGAUGAUUGUGGACUGUGUCAUUCAAAAAGAUGUUGCUCAGAGGGUGGAGAGUUGCUGCAAAGACCAGAAAACAAGACCCUUCAACCGUUGCGGGAGUUGGGAAUGUAACCUGACUGACAAUGAAAGGAAGGACAUCAUCUGCACAACCAUCAGUUCUAACCUGAAGCUCCAUGCUGUCACUCUGAAGGGGGGAAACAGUAAUCACAAAGUGACAUUUAAACUGGUGUCGUAUGCCUCUAGUGGUUUUGGCAGGACUGUUGUUCUGUCAGUCAGCAAACACAAACUCUUCAUUUCCUGCUCCAUGAAUGGUGACAGACCUGAGCUUUAUCUGGAGAAAUGUGAAUCUAGUGAUUUGAAUGUCAUCAGCGAGGAAACAAACAUGGACCGUUUCCUAUUCUACCUCGAGGAGACGGGGAUAGAUGUGAACAGGUUUGAGUCUGUGAAGUUUCCUGGCUGGUUCAUUAGCACUUCCUACGAGAGGGAGGACCAGCCUCUGGAACUGUGUCAAGUAGACACUGCCCAAAGGGUCACCGCCUUCAAAAUGAAAUAACAAAACUUAAAAAGCUGUAACCCGCACGAGGAUACGUUUAAAAACAUUUUAUUUAACCACUAGAUGGCGCUAUUUCCUCUUAAUAAUAACUGUGACGAUGAGAUGAUUAGUUGGAAACUAAACCACUGAACAGCUCAAUUUUAGUUUAUUGUAGUUACAGUCAAACUGCCGUGUGAAUGUAUCUUCUUUGCUGGAGAGUAUUGUUACCAGAUAUUCCGUUAGGACUAGAUGUUUGAUUAACACAUUUAAAAAAACAUUUUUUUAUUGUAAAUCAACAUUUCAAGUAAAUCAUUAUAUGAUAAAUCAGCUGAAUUAGUUCAGUUCUCUCGCAUUUUUUAUUAGAGUUCUACUUCCUCAUUUACAAAAAUGAAUAAAAAAAUGUGACCUUUUCUGUUUCUAUCUAUGUAACAUUAGGUGUCAUACUGUGAAAACUAGUCUGUAAUUUCCUAUGAAAUAGAAACUUUCUCAGGAAACCACUGAAUUCUGUGUAGAAACAUCUUGUGGAGCAUAAAUAUUGCAAAAUACAAAUCACUGCAUAAACCGGACAUCCCUCACACACACACACACACACACACACCCCAUACAUAAAGACCAUCAGUUACCACCAUGAACUGUACCAGUGAUCUUGCUAUAAGGUCAGGCAAGGCCCUGUUCAAACAGAGUGAUAUUAAAAGGAAAUGGAGAGUUUGUAGACAACAGAACAGAUAAAUACUCCAUGUAAGAAAAUAAACGUCUGUUUACUAAAUAACAGAUGUAGUUUGGUUACAUGUUCAACAACAACAAUUAUUGUUUAAAAGAAACAUUUGUUUUUACAGUGUAGUUGACAGUUACUGGCAAACAGAAAGUGAUUGGUCUCGACUGAUAACACUGGUUCGAUGUCCUCUACUGACAGGUAAAGCCAACAGUGUAGCGGAUUAAUGUUCUAAUAGAAUGAGAGAUAGAGGCGUGAGUUUAAAGGUGACCGUGCUCUAUGUCCCCUUUAAACACCGUCAGCCAAUCACAGCCAACAGAGGGGGCGGUAAAGUCAUUUAAUUGGUGCAGCCUGAACAGGUUUGCUUGGUGACAACUUGAUGACAACCCACCAGUCAGAGAUGCUGAGCUGGGCUCUUCUGUGUACUGAGGAUGCACGACAAUAAGUUUAGAUGACAGGAGGCCACAGAGUGCAUUUGUGCAUGACAUUGCUCUGAACCGUUGACAAUAGAAGUGACUCUGAUCUAAUCUACUCUAAUCUCACAUAAUAUAAUCUAACAUAAUAUAGCAUGUAACAGCCAGUUCUAGAGAGAAGAGACUAGUAGGUAAAAAUGUGUGUGUGUAUCUGUGUGUGUGUGUUCCUUAAUCCUAGUUGAUCCAAUUUAUAUGAAACACAGUUCCGUUCAGUUCAUACCUUUAAACUACGAGAAGUUUAAGAAGAAUUUUUGGCAUACCUGCGCAUUUACCUGCCUGUGUUUGAUGGCUUGACAGAUUUUAUUUGUGUUACAUAAUCUUUAUUUAGUUUUUUUCUUUUUCAAUUAUUCUUUCUUUCUUUCUUUAAAAUACUUAAAUGUGUUAGUUAGACAUGUCAGUUGGUUCAUAGUGAUUAGACAGUAAUAAAAUGUGUAGCACGUCCAGCAACAAUACAACACAAUAAUUCUGAUCCCUGGGUGGAAAUGAAAAAGCAUAAAUAAAUAAAAAUAAAACCUCACAUGGUAAGGCUAUCGUAUGGUGUAAAAAAUAAAUGCUGAAAACCUUUAAUGAACAAUCAUCCUGCGUAUGUGUGUAAGUGUGUGUGUGUGUGUGUGUGUGUAUAUACCCAUCAUACACAUUGUUACUGCAUGGCAACAGUAGCUAAAUAUAGCAUCCGCAGCCAAGCUUCACAGCAGGAUCAUGCUUCCUCUGUAGUAUAGGAUAAUCCAGUGCCUUUUUCUGAGUCCUGUUCGCACCAACACAGGUUCAUCUUCUCACCUUCCACUCUCCCGUUCCUACUUUUUCUUCUAUUUCAUCACCUUAACUAAAAGACAUUUUUCUUGAUCUUGAACAAUAACAGGUCUUUUUUCGACACCUUGUUUGUUUGUUUAUAUGCAGUGGAGCCCACUGUGAGGCAACUUGAAACAUAAAUACAGACAUAAAUCUUUUUUUGACACCUUGUUUGAAUGCAUCUAAAUAGAUCUAUGUAUUUUUUGAUAAAAAAUACAGUAUAAUGUAAUCAUUACAUUAUAGGCAGUUGUCACAAUCUCUUUGCGCUGUAUCAUCACAACAUUCCUUACAAUUUGUCCAUAUUCAGGGCAAAACUUUAAUCUUGUCUAGUAUUCACGGAUUUCAAGUAAACACAACAUGAAUUAUAAAAUAGAAAUGUUGUUAUGAAUUCCAUCAAACACGAUUCGUACAUAAAAUAUGUCAUAUUUAUAAUUAUUUUUUUAUUAUUUUUUAUUAAAAUCAAUUUGUGUCGUCUGAGUCUCAGGCCGCAUCAGUUUUGUCUUCUUCAGUAUUUUGGGAUCAUUUGUCCAUAUUGUGUUGUGCAGUUUUAUUGUGGGAGUUGUAGUUUAUGGUAUGUAGGUUCAAAAGACAAUUCUAUGCCUUUCAAAUUGUCUGGGGCCACUUAAACUGCCCUGACGAGCUGGAUUCUGCACGUGUGCCUGAUGUUUGUUCUCUAAGAGAAACGUCGUUUGCCUUUUCUCUGACUACUCUUGUUGUUUAAUUAAAUAAAGGGCGUUGAUUUAUUUUUAUUGAUCAACAAUAAGGCUACCUCAUAUUAUGUUGGUUAAGUACAUAAUACUGUAUUUGGCUAAGGCUGGCAGUAGGUCAGGACUUGUAGGCCUAAUCACAGAGUCAGGAAUCAGACCUGCAACCAUCAGGUUACAGAAGAUCUAAAUCAGGCCUAGCCAAACUUUCUGACUCAUGGGCCACAAUGGGUCCUAAAAUUUGAUGGGGGCCGGGUCAAGAGCAGAUAGAUGAAGUGUUUGUAUGAACUAAAUCAAAUAUGUAAAAUCCAUAAAAAUGCCUUUUCUAUGCCAUCUAUUGGAGAAAUGUGGGCAUAGCAAGGAAAAGGCAGAAUAAUAUAAUGAUAAUGGAAAUUAAUAACAUAAUUUGGACAAGUUUGGCUAGGCCUGGAUUAGAUCUUCUGUAACCUGAUGGUUGCAGGUUUGAGUCCUGUUUGGCGGGCCGGAUUGAAAAGCCAAACGGGCCGCAUCUGGCCCCCAGGCCGUAGUUUGCCCAUGCCAGAUCUUAUCCAUAGAAGUCAUUAUUAUAUACAAGAUUAAUUAUAAGUAAAGACUUCAAAUACAGCAGUCACAAAAAGGGCCAGAUUGUUAAUGAAGCAGUAGAAAUAUUUUUACUAAAUGGAACACUUCCUGACUCACGGUAUUUCUACAGGGGCCUUUUGUGUAUCGUACGUGUGUGCAGGUUUUGACACAAUCGAGCUGUUGUGUGUGACCGUGUGUCCCCAGGCAAUGAUCUCCUAAUGACACAGCUGACUCCUGGAGCAAGAAUGUCAAGUCUGUCGGGGCCUCCCACAUUAAAAUAGCCAACGUGCCCCGUCAGCAGGCCCUUACAGUGGCCACAUGGUGGCCCAACAGCUGCCAAACUUAGACCACUUUAGUGGAGGCACUGAGGAAGAAGACGUUCUACAUUAAAUCAGUUUCAGCAACAGGAGAAUCAAUCAGCCAGAGCAGCAUGUGACGAGAGAAUCAAAUUACUCCCCAGUCUCUUCUCAUCACAUUAGUGUCCAAAGACAGGUUUAAUUGUUUCAGCGCAAUAUGCUCCUCUCGUCAGUGUAACCGGGGUUGAUGUUGUUACAGACAGCAGACCAUCCACCACCAACACACCGUGUCUUCAGGCCUUUGUCACUGCUGAGGAAUUGAGCAUGCUCUUUCCAGGGGAAGCCAUUUCCUUCAGCGUUGUGAUUAACUGUAGGGACAGCUGCUGGGUCUACGUGUGUGAGUGUGGCUGACAUUCGAACAGCUGUAAAGCAAAAGCUCUGACCAUUUGAAACACGUGUUAAGUCGAGUUAAUUUCAUUUGAAUUACGCAAAUUAACAAAACACAUUGAUCUGCUUGGACAUGUUUUGGAGUUUCCACUCAAAAGUAGCCCACUCAACCCUUAACCCCAUAAAUAAAAAAAAUCUGUAACUGCACUAACUGGUAAGGAAAUAUCAUUUUUAUUUGUUUUUAAUAUUUUUCUAUUUUUUUUUUUUUAACUUUUUAUCUUGUCUUCCUUCAUCCGUCCUCCAGUGUUUCCUUGUUGCAAAUUGAGGAGGUGAGAUAAUUCUACCUUCCCUCAACUUUCCUUGUGUCCCCACUUAUGUCUAAAUACAUGUAACCGUGUAUGUGUAUGUGUGUGUGAGUAGGCUUAAAUACUUUUGGGAAGUAUGUGUGUGAUUGUGGUGAGGCUGUUGCUGGUUUUAUUAUGUUAUGCACGUUGAACUGCUGUCUGUAAAAUUGCUAUAUUUAUUGACUUAUUGAUUAAUAUAAAAAAUAGAGCAGAAAAGGAGAUGUGGAGGAAUAGAGGGACAGAGACCAGAUUCAUAACACAACACUGAAAGUGCAGUCAGACAAGUGGUUAAAGUGAAGUAUUAGCAAACUUUAGCCCUGGGUUGACUUGUAGAGAAAAAAAAGAGAACAAUAAUGUUUUUAUAGAAUGAAGGAAAGAGAGUGCUCAGUGCACCACGGGAGUUGCAGCAGUCUUAGCGUAGAGCAGCGUAUGGUAAUUCAGAUACUGUAUAUACAAUAAGUCUAACUUUAAAGCUUCUGCCUCCCAUUCUACUGGGUCUGCGUUGUAGGAGCAGGGUGAUCUGUUAGGUUUGUAGGGUGCUAGGAUGAUGGUGACAUCAUCAUCAUCAUCAUCAUCAAUGAGAACUCUCAUAACUUGCCAUGUUGACCGUUUUUGAACUCAGUCAAAUAUUUUUAGUUGCUAAAAGUGACGAUUAUAUUCAAUGGCGUUGGCUUCAAAAUGAUCUCCAGAUGUAGAUGGAGCUACAGCUACCUCUAAAUCCACUAUGUGGUGACUUUCUGGAUUAUUUUCAAAUAUAGAUCCAGACCCAUAGUUAAUAGCUUGCUUUAGAAGUCUGCUGUGUCCCAUUUGAUGAUGACAAUAAAGAUCUUUUUGAAAACCCAUGAAUAAAGGAAGUAGGCAUUUUACAAAGGGUAUGCUAUCAGCUAGUUGAAGUGUUCUGAUGCUGUACUGUAUUUUAGACUUGCACAUAAAACACAAACAUUUAGUUUACAUCCCCCCCUCUGUUUGUGUGGGUUUCCCCCCUACAGUCCAAACACAUUAAAGAUAAGAUUAAAAUAUCCUAUAAAUGUCUUUAAAUAUAAAUGUUAAUGUGAAUUCCAGUAAAACUAAAUAUAAUCUCCUGUGAUGGACUGGCCAACAAGAUUUUACCCAAUUACUGCUAGAGUUGUGUAUAGCUGUGCCCCGGCCAUGAAAAGGCGCAAGCAGUAGAAGAUAAAUGAAUCAAGUACGAAUCUUAACAUAUAUGCCAUCUAUUGGCCAUGAACCAAAGGUUCACCUCAUUUUCCACUCUGAUGUAAUGGUCUGUAAGUUAUAGGAAAAUAAUACAGGUGUAACACUGGCACAAAUAUUACUGGUUUAGUCAAUGGGCUCAAAUGGUGAGAUCAGAGUCAGACCCAGCACUAUCCUCAUCAAACAUUACAUAGAAGCAGAGUCUUUGAUCCUUACACCAGUAUUAUAACCCUGAAACCAGCAACCAAACAUUUCAUGUGUUUGACUAUGAUGAUUUCUUCAUCACGUCUAUGUAGAAACCUACCUGCAAGGUUCAAUGAUUCCCUUUUUAUAUAUGUAUAUAUUGGGCAUAUACUUAUACUUAUUGGGCACCCCUGUUAAAGUGUUUUCUUUUCAUUGGUCUUAUAUGCAGUGGAGCCCACUGUGAGGCAACUUGAAACAUAAAUACAGACAUAAAUCAGUUAUUUCAAUUUAAGGUCUUUUAAUAAAGGAAGUGUUACAUACUUUCACUCUUGGGAAAACAAAAUGAAAAAUAAUCUGAAGAUGUGAGUCGCAUCUUUGUUUUAUGAAAUUAAUCUUUUUUCUUUUAUGACUUAACUCUUAAAAUU